Molecule: messenger RNA, 2106 nt
Organism: Fusarium venenatum
Lineage: Eukaryota; Fungi; Ascomycota; Sordariomycetes; Hypocreales; Nectriaceae
Source: RefSeq, a predicted model, not a curated record
AUGCCUUCAGCGAUUGCGGCGACCCCUGCUGACGCAGGUCGCCGACAAUCAAAAUCCACAGGACUUCUUAAAUCUGUGAUGCAUAAUCUUCUCGGAGCCUCACCACCUUCUCCAGCGCUGCCAGCGCAAAACUCAUCUUCAGCACCAACAUACUCAGAAUCCCUACCACCUACAUCGAAUCCAACCUCAAACCCAACUUCAGACCCUUCUUCGCAUCCGAACAAUCCGAACAACUACGCAGUCCUUCCUCCUCCCCCAGACGGUGACCAUAGCCAUCUUCCUCCACCAGCAAAUGCACCUUCGUCUUUGGCUGUGGCUCUCCGAUCGCUAAACGAUUUGACCGAAACCCCCACCUAUGCGCGAAGUGUCACUUCGACAGCGCCGAGCUCGCCACGCAUUCCUCCAUUGCGACAAAAUUCGGGUGGUCACACACCACGAGUGCGACCUCAUGCUACGACGCUCAACAUUCCGGGCAUGACCCGGUCUAGAGUCUCGCCCGACGGAAAGAUUUCUUCUCGCGAUGUCGCUGCCAAGCUCGUUAUCGUCAUGGUUGGUCUGCCAGCACGAGGAAAGUCGUACAUCACCAAGAAGCUCCAAAGAUAUCUUUCUUGGCAACAGCAUGAUUCUCGCAUUUUUAACGUUGGAAACCGAAGACGUGUGGCUGCUGGGCGCAGGGUUUCUGUGCACCCCAAGCUGCAGCCAGAGGGAGAGCACCUGGACCCUCCUGUGCACGCCGCCUCCAUUUUGCUAAACGGCAAUCCCACGCCAUUUGGCCCUGAUCAAUCAGAGCCGGAGAAGCUUGAUCUUAACGAUGCUGCUCAGUCAGAGGUGGAUCAGUCUGCCACAUUCUUCGACCCCAAGAACCAAACAGCUGCCGCCAUGCGCGAGCAAUGUGCAAUGGAUACUUUGGACGAGCUGUUGGAUUAUCUGUUGGACCAGGGAGGCGCUGUCGGCAUCCUCGAUGCCACAAAUAGUACCAUUGAGCGAAGAAUGAACAUUGCUAAGCGUGUCAAGCAGCGGGAGCCCAAGCUGGGUAUUCUCUUCAUUGAGAGUAUCUGCCAGGACCCCAACCUUCUCGAGGCAAACAUGCGGUUGAAGCUAUCAGGCCCCGAUUAUCGCGACAAGGAUCCCCAGAAAUCAUUGGCAGAUUUCAAGAAGCGAGUCGCCGCCUAUGAGAGCGCAUAUGUUCCCCUAGGCGAGUACGAAGAGAAGAACGACUUGCAAUACAUCCAGAUGGUUGACGUUGGACGAAAGCUCAUUCAGCAUCGAUUGAAGGGUUUCCUCAGCAGUGGAAUCAGUACUUAUCUUGCCAGCUUUAACCUUGCUCCUCGGCAGAUUUGGAUUACCCGACAUGGCCAGAGUGUCGACAACGAGAUCGGAAGAUUGGGUGGAAACUCCGCCCUGACUGAGCGCGGACAUUGUUACGGCCAGGCUCUUCACAACUUUAUCACUUAUCAGCGCAAGCAAUGGUGUACGGAGCAGAAGAGCAAGAAGGCUCAAGCUUCCUUCCCUCCUAUUCCAGGCGACAACACACCUCCUUAUCCUGAACUGAACCGAGAAAUUGAAGACAAGAAUUUCUGCGUUUGGACCUCGAUGCUUGACCGCAGUGUGGAAACAGCCGAGUAUUUUGAAGCCGAUGACGACUACGAUGUCAAGAAUUGGGAGAUGCUCAAUGAAAUGAACUCGGGUCAGUUCGAGGGUUGGACAUACGCCGAGAUCGCGAAGAAGGAGCCCGAGGAGUUUGCAAAGCGAGCGCACGAUAAGCUUAACUACAUCUAUCCUGGAGUUGGUGGCGAAGGCUACCUGCAGGUUGUUAGCCGCCUGCGCGAUAUGGUUCGAGAAGUUGAACGUAUCGAGGAUCAUCUUCUCAUCAUUGGACAUCGCUCUGUUUGCCGAGUCUUGAUGGCUUAUUUCAUGGAUUUGUCCCUGGCAGACAUCACAGAUAUGGACAUUCCUCUGGGCAUGCUCUACUCUAUUGAGCCCAAGCCUUAUGGUCUCGAUUUCCAUGCCUACCGAUAUAACGAAGACCAGGGCUGGUUUGAGGAGCUGCCCAACUACAAGCCUCAAAAGACUGCUCGCAACAGUAUCAUCAAGCCACAGCAUUAA